Molecule: messenger RNA, 3342 nt
Organism: Komagataella phaffii GS115
Lineage: Eukaryota; Fungi; Ascomycota; Pichiomycetes; Pichiales; Pichiaceae
Product: Histidine kinase osmosensor that regulates a MAP kinase cascade
Exons: 1
Coding region: 1-3342 (1113 amino acids)
Biological process (GO): phosphorelay signal transduction system; cellular hyperosmotic response; phosphorylation
Cellular component (GO): membrane
Molecular function (GO): phosphorelay sensor kinase activity
Source: RefSeq, a predicted model, not a curated record
AUGACAGAACUACUGGAGUUGCUAAAGGAUCCAGUUCGGUUUCACCAAGAUUCCGAAUCCAUAAGGCUCAAGGCCUUAGCACACAUAACAGAACAGAACACAUCGAUCGCUAGACUGGAGACCCAGCUGGAAAGCGCAAAGAGCGCCAACAAGGCGUUCCAACAGGCACUGGGGGAGAUCGGAACGGUCGUUAUCUCCGUCGCAAUGGGUGAUCUUUCCAAGAAGGUUCAAGUUCACCCUGUGGAGAGCGACCCUGAGAUAUUGAAGGUGAAGAUCACGAUUAACACUAUGAUGGACCAGCUACAGACGUUUGCCAACGAAGUCACGAAAGUUGCCACGGAGGUGGCAAGUGGAGAGCUGGGCGGGCAGGCCAAAAACGAGGGCACAGUUGGAGUUUGGAGAUCUCUGACCGACAAUGUUAAUAUUAUGGCACUUAAUCUAACGAAUCAAGUGAGAGAGAUAGCUGAUGUUACCAGGGCUGUGGCCACAGGUGAUCUUUCUAGAAAGAUCAACGUUCACGCUCAAGGUGAGAUUCUACAAUUGCAAAUGACAAUCAACACAAUGGUGGACCAACUGCGAACAUUUGCAUUUGAGGUCACCCGUGUUGCCAGAGAAACUGGUGUAGAAGGUCGACUAGGAGGUCAGGCUAGAAUCAAUAAUGUCGAAGGUAUCUGGAAAGAAUUAACCGAUAAUGUAAAUGCCAUGGCCUUGAAUCUUACAAACCAGGUCAGAAAUAUAGCGAACGUCACAACCGCUGUUGCCAAAGGUGACUUGUCCAAAAAAGUGACUGCCGAUUGUAAAGGUGAAAUUUUGGACCUAAAGCUGACUAUCAACCAGAUGGUGGAUAGACUUCAAACUUUUGCCCUGGAAGUCACCACAUUAGCAACAGAGGUUGGUACAGAUGGGAUCUUAGGCGGCCAAGCUAAUGUUAGAGAUGUAGAAGGUGCCUGGAAAGCUGUCACAGAGAACGUAAAUAUUAUGGCGGCUAAUUUGACAAACCAAGUUAGAUCUAUUGCUACAGUCACCACUGCUGUUGCCCACGGUGACUUGUCUCAAAAGAUUGCUGUGGAGGCUCAAGGGGAAAUUCUGCAACUGAAAAAUACCAUCAAUAAGAUGGUGGACUCCCUGCAAGUAUUCGCAUCUGAGGUCACCAGGGUGGCGAAGGAUGUCGGAAUAGACGGAAAAUUAGGAGUGCAAGCCCAAGUGUCAGACGUCGACGGUCUAUGGAAAGAAAUCACCACUAAUGUCAACACAAUGGCUGCAAAUUUAACCUCACAAGUUAGAGCAUUUGCACAAAUUACAGCUGCAGCUACAGAUGGAGACUUCACUCGUUUCAUCACGGUUGAAGCAAGUGGAGAAAUGGACGCUUUGAAAACUAAGAUUAAUCAGAUGGUUCUCAAUUUGAGGGAAUCAAUCCAGCGAAACACAGCGGCUAGAGAAGCUGCUGAACUUGCCAAUAGUGCCAAAUCGGAAUUCCUUGCCAACAUGUCGCACGAGAUCAGAACUCCUAUGAAUGGUAUCAUCGGUAUGACCCAAUUGACUUUGGAGACAGAAUUGACACAGUAUCAAAGAGAAAUGUUGUCUAUUGUGCACAACUUAGCAAACUCCCUUCUCACAAUUAUAGAUGAUAUUCUUGAUAUUUCAAAGAUUGAGGCCAAUAGAAUGACAGUAGAACAGAUAGCCUUUUCUUUGAGAGGAACCGUUUUUGGAGCUCUUAAAACAUUAGCUGUUAAGGCGAUUGAAAAGCAGCUUGAUCUCAUUUACCAAGUCGAUAAUUCAUUCCCUGAUAAUUUGAUUGGAGAUUCCUUCAGAUUACGACAAGUUAUUCUAAACUUGGCGGGGAAUGCUAUUAAGUUUACGACUCAUGGAAAAGUGACACUGACGGUUAAAAAGGCCGCUAGAAUUGUCAGUAACAACGAUGAAAAACUACUACUAGAGUUUUGCGUCAGUGAUACAGGAAUUGGAAUUGAGGAAGAUAAGCUAGGCUUGAUUUUUGACACUUUCUGCCAAGCUGAUGGAUCCACUACUAGAAAGUUUGGUGGAACCGGAUUAGGUCUGUCAAUUUCCAAGCAAUUGAUUCACCUGAUGGGAGGUGAAAUCUGGGUCACUUCCGGCUAUGGCGCAGGUUCUAACUUCUUUUUCACAAUUGCUGUUUCGCCGGCCAAGAUUGAAUUAUCCAGACAGAUCGAAGCUUUGGCACCUUUUGCUCAGCACCAAAUCUUAUUUAUAUCUACCGAACAUGAUGAAGAGACCAGAAACCAGAUUAAAGAGCAUAUCGCUUUACUGCAACUUGAGCCAGUGGUCAUUAGUUCUAUCGAUGACGCCCAAUACAAGGACUUCGUACCUUAUGACAUCAUAAUUAUAGACUCUAUUGAAAUAGGCAUGGAGCUCAGACACUUACCAGAAAUCAAGAACAUACCUUUGGUUUUGCUGAAUCCGUCAGUACCGUCACUGAACAUGAGAGUGUGCUUGGAUCUUGGUAUCACAUCAUACGGAAACACACCAUGCUCCGUUAUCGAUUUAGCAUCUAUCUUGAUGCCUGCUUUGGAAUCAAGAGCCUCGCCAUCCAAUUCCGACGGAUCACAAUCAUACAAUAUCCUCCUAGCCGAGGAUAAUUUGAUCAAUCAGAAGCUUGCUGUUAGAAUAUUAGAGAAACAUGGACACAAAGUGGAAGUUGUAGAAAAUGGUCUAGAGGCGUUUAAUGCAGUCAAAAAGAAUAGAUAUGAUGUUGUUCUUAUGGAUGUGCAGAUGCCUAUCAUGGGAGGAUUCGAAGCUACUGCGAAUAUCAGAGACUGGGAGAGAAAGAGUAAUCCAGUUGACGUACUCGGUUUUAGGACGCCGAUCAUUGCUUUGACAGCUCACGCUAUGUUGGGUGAUAGAGAACGCUGCCUAAAGGCCCAAAUGGAUGAGUAUCUUUCCAAGCCUUUGAAGCCAACUGUAUUGUUACAGACAAUAAGCAAGUGUAUUCACAACAUCAAUCAACUCAAGGAACUAUCCAAGAAAAACGUUAGCAGUAGGAACACCACAUUCUCUGAAGACUUUGAUAUCAACGCUGUUAUGUCUCCUAACAGCACUGGUGGGCAGCUGUACUCAGUUAACAAUAGGGUGAACGAAAUCCACGGUAACUUUUUAGACGGCCGCUCAAAUUUUGCCCACAUACCGCUGGAAAACCGAGAAACUGUUAGUACUACUACCACCUUAGGCGCUACAGUUGCCAAAGCCAAGAAGCCUUCCAGGAAUCAACCUGUUGUCAAGCCACCUUCGAUCUCAGCCAUCUAUGAUGCGUCAUCAAUUGACGAACUGACAGGAAGCUCGUUAAUCGCCGAGUCGAGUCCCGAAUAG